This is a messenger RNA of Oryza brachyantha (malo sina), 1637 nucleotides long. Its product is annotated as protein S-acyltransferase 8-like. The transcript has 6 exons. The coding region runs from base 280 to 1512 and encodes 410 amino acids. The record is from RefSeq and is a predicted model, not a curated record. Gene Ontology annotation, biological process: peptidyl-L-cysteine S-palmitoylation; protein targeting to membrane. Gene Ontology annotation, molecular function: protein-cysteine S-palmitoyltransferase activity. Gene Ontology annotation, cellular component: Golgi apparatus; endoplasmic reticulum. Lineage: Eukaryota; Viridiplantae; Streptophyta; Magnoliopsida; Poales; Poaceae.
GAAAAAGAAAAGGAAAAAAAGAAAGGAAAGAAAGAGAGAGAGGCGAGGAAGGAUGAGAGAGGAGAGGAGAGAGAUGCCCUUGUUGCCUUCUUCCUGUAGAGAAACAUUCCUGUAGAGACAGACAACGAGUUUAGGUAUAAACCUCCAGAUCACAGGAGGGAGAACAGAGGAAAUCAAAUCGAUCAAAAAGGAAAGGGAUAGGGAGACGAGAGAGAGGAGGAGAAGGAGUGGCCAAGAGUUCUUGUGUGGAGUGGCUUUCUCUCCCUUGGGCCGGCAGCCAUGGCCAAGCAGCAGCGGGUGUACCAAGUCUGGAAAGGCAACAACAUAAUCUUGUGUGCUGGAAGGUGUAUCUUUGGACCAGAUGCCAAGGCCACUCUGCUAUCGUUCUCUCUAAUCGCAAUCCCGGUUGCUGUCUUCUGCUACUUCGUGGCGAGGCAUCUCGUACACAUCUUUCCUGCAUAUAAUGCAGGGUAUGCAAUUCUCGCUGUCACCGUAGCCCUCUCAAUUUAUGUACUGUUACUGCUCUUCUUGACCUCAUCUCAAGAUCCAGGUAUUGUACCACGGAAUUCACAUCCGCCUGUGGAAGAGUUUUCUCGUGAUACUUCAGCUCCUCACACUCUUCAAUUUCCACGGGUAAAGGAGGUUUUGGUCAAUGAUGUUCCUGUGAAAGUAAAAUACUGUGAUACUUGCAUGAUAUAUCGUCCUCCUCGCUGCUCCCACUGUUCCAAAUGUGAUAACUGUGUUCAGCGCUUUGAUCACCACUGCCCUUGGGUUGGCCAAUGUAUUGGACAGCGCAAUUACCGCUACUUCUUCUGUUUUGUUUCUUCAACAGCAAUCCUGUGUAUCUACAUAUUUUCAAUGUGUGCAUUAUACAUCAAGCUUCUCAUGGAUAGGAAUCAUCAUUCAGUGAUAAAGGCAAUUAAAGAAUCUCCAGCAUCAGUGGCAAUUAUGGCAUAUUGUUUCAUUUGUUUCUGGUUCGUUGGUGGUCUUACAGGGUUCCAUUCUUACCUCAUCGCAACAAAUAAGACAACAUAUGAGAACCUUAAGUACAAGUACAACAACCAACCCAACGUGUUUGACCGUGGUUGCAUGAACAACUGUUGUGAAGUCUUGUGCACCAAAAGAGCGCUUUCAAGGAUCAAGCUGAGAGCAAUUGUUCAAGAGGGCCAUGGGGUAGCACAACCACGAGUCAGCCGUUCCAACAUACCAGAAGUUGAGGCACCCCACCGUCCACGAGCCAAAGUCGAAGAUGAUAUUGAGAUGGGCCUCGACAUACUCAAGACCUCACAACGUCGGUCAGAUGAACUGAGUGAUGAAGACUUGAGAGCUGAAAGCAAUGGUCUGAAACCUCGCAGAGCCGACUGCUCACCUAGUUUAGACAAUGAGAUCCCUAUUACCAGAACUAAGAUUGAGAGUUCGAGUGAAGUUAUGGAUCUGGACAUCUUGCCAACUGGCAAUGCUGCACUCCCUUCAUCUCCCGAGCAGAAACAACAUCCUGAUGUACUUUGUUGACAGUGUGAUGAAUGUGCUUGUGCAAAGUAAAAUUGUUUUCAUGGAUGUCCAUAUUGCUUACACCCAACAACUUGUUAUUCAUCAGGUGUAUAAAUGGAGUCCGGAUGCCAUUUGACGUAUGUUCA